AUGGUCCAUAUUGCAACCGGCAGUGAAUUUGUUCUGAUAGCAUGUGUUUUCAAAGUUGCCAAACCUUACACCGACGUAUGUGUUUUCAAUGGGCGGCUCAUUGCAGUUGACAGUACUGGUCGGACUGUUGCAGUUGGACCGGAUUUAGGUUUGGAUUUAGUGGCGGAGGCUGUGUUUGGGGGAGAUACAAAAAUAUUGGUAGAGAGUGAUGGUGAGUUGUUGCUGGUUGAUAAGUAUUUGAAACCUUGUAUGAAUGGUACUGUGUCUUUUGAGGGUCAAGGAGUGUACGAGGUUAGAAUGAUAGAGAGUGCAGCAAGACUUGUUGUGUUUAGACUUGAUGAGAAGGAGAAGAAGUGGGUUGAAUUGACAAAUUUGGGGGAUAGGGUUUUGUUUUUGGGUGAAGAAUGUGCUUUUUCACUUUCUGCUUCGGAUUUGGGUAUGGAAAAUGGGAAUUGUGUGAUAUUCAUUGACCAUGUUCAUCACAUUUAUCGUUCAACUGAGCUUGGGAUCAGUGUUUUUUGCUUGGAUAAAUGUCAGAUUUCGCCUUUGUCUGAUUUUCCUUGUUGUUCUAAGCUGUUUUGGCCGCCUCCUCAAUGGGUCGGGUUGUGUUGA
Molecule: messenger RNA, 612 nt
Organism: Trifolium pratense (red clover)
Lineage: Eukaryota; Viridiplantae; Streptophyta; Magnoliopsida; Fabales; Fabaceae
Product: F-box protein SKIP23-like
Exons: 1
Coding region: 1-612 (203 amino acids)
Source: RefSeq, a predicted model, not a curated record